UGGUCUUCUGUCUCUGGUGUAACGGGCGACCCGGGAAACGCUCCUCCCGCCAUCAGCCUCCGUCCCGGGCUCCUCGCGGGCUCUGCCCCCCUCCUUCCUCGCACCCCAAGGCCUCGUCGAGCGCGCAGGCGUGCAGAGCUGCGUGGGAAUGGCUGUUGGGGACCGGGGGUUGGGCCGUUCUCAGCGAGCUGCAUGAGUUUGUAAUGUCCGCCAUGUUGGCCAUGGCGUACUGAACCGGGGAGGAACAGCGGAGCGCAGCAGCGAAACAGACCGACAGAGAGCGAUCGAGACCCGGGCCUGCCCGGCUCUGUUCGCGCUGCCACGGACCCGAGCCCGCCUUCCAUCGAGCGCCUGGAUCCUGGAGCCCGCCACGAUUUCUCCAUGAGAACUCGAAGCAGACCUCCUGUUACUCCGAGCAGAUCGAAUAGAUUUAUGCUGCAUCUCUUAUCAUAAAAAUGAGUAAAUUAUCGUUUCGGGCGCGGGCGUUGGAUGCUAGUAAGCCCCUGCCCGUCUUCCGCUGCGAGGAUUUGCCGGACCUGCACGAAUAUGCCUCGAUCAACCGGGCCGUUCCGCAGAUGCCGACGGGGAUGGAGAAGGAGGAGGAAUCGGAGCACCAUCUCCAGAGAGCGAUCUCGGCACAGCAGGUCUAUGGCGAGAAGCGGGACAACAUGGUUAUCCCGGUCCCCGAGGCAGAGUGCAACAUCACGCACUACGAGUCCCUCUACCCCGGGGAGUUCAAAAUGCCAAAGCAGCUUAUUCACAUACAGCCUUUCAGUUUGGACACAGAGCAGCCGGAUUACGACCUGGACUCAGAGGACGAUGCGUUUGUGAAUAAGCUGAAGAAGGGGAUGGAGAUCACCCAUCUGCAGUUUGAAGAAAUGAUCGAUCGUCUGGAGAAAGGCAGCGGACAGCAGCCCGUCAGUCUUCAGGAAGCAAAGCUGUUACUGAAAGAGGACGACGAGCUGAUUAAAGAAGUCUUUGACUACUGGAGCCGUAAGAGGAAAACCUGCAAAGGAGGCAGCCUCAUUCCCAACGUCAAGCAGGAGAAGAGGGAUGGAUCCAGCACCAGCGACCCUUACGUGGCCUUUCGCCGGCGGACGGAGAAGAUGCAGACCAGAAAGAACCGUAAGAACGAUGAAGCAUCAUACGAGAAGAUGCUGAAGCUGCGCAGAGACCUGAGCAGAGCCGUCACCAUCCUGGAGAUGAUCAAAAGGAGGGAGAAGAGCAAAAGGGAACUCCUGCACCUCACUCUGGAGAUCGUAGAGAAGAGGAACAUCUUGCCUGACUUUGGCAGUGAGGUGAUGGCAGAAGCUCUGGCGCAGCGGGCUCUGGUGAAGCCCGUCUACACAAUCCCCAUCAUUCCCCAGUCCAGCAGUAACCAGUACCGGCACCAGGACCACUUGGACAUGAGGGACUACAAGAAACCCGACAAGGCCGAGGCGGUACGGACGAAAAGGAAGUAUGAGAAGAAACCCAAAAUCCCUCCGUUGCUGGCGCCUCAGCACUCGGGGCCCUCCGUGUUCAACCCCAAGGACCUGAAUCAGUACGACUUUCCCAGCUCGGACGACGAGCCCUUCUCUCAGAUUCAUUCAGGUUCUUCUGAGGCGGAGGAGGAGAGCGACCCAGACGGCUGCUUUGCAUUCAGGAGGAAGGCCGGCUGUCAGUAUUACGCUUCCCAUCAGGACAAGAGCAGCAGCUGGCCCUGGGUCAGCCCGUUGGAGGGCGGGCUGGGAGACCCACGCUUCCGCUACAGCCUGACCUCUCUCAGCACGCCGCGCCGCUGCAUAGGUUUAGCCCGCCGUCGGGUGGGCAGAGGGGGCCGCAUCCUCUUGGACCGAGCCCACGCAGACGUCCAUGUCAUCUGCCAGAGUCUGGACUCCAGCCCUCAACCCGAACCACUCACCUCAUCUCCACCAGGCUCUCUGCUCCACACCUCCAACGCAAGUACCUCAGAAACCAAUACCUCGGACAGUACCAGCUCGCCCCGCCGUCCCUCCUCGUCAUCGCCCCGCUCGCCUUCCGCCUCCAUGGACCUCAGCCAGAUUCUGUUGAACAUUAAAUCUUGCCGCUGGAGACAUUUUAAACCUCGGACGCUAUCCCAUCAUCCCUCGGGAGGGGCAGACUCGUCCCAAAAAGGAUUUAGGGAUUUUAAGCGGACUGCUCCAGGACUAACCCGGACCCUAUCUGGAGGAGCCAACUGUCAGAGCCGCGUCGGACCCGGCUCCACCCCAGUUAACGUGUUCACCGCUGAGCAGUACCAGCAGCACCAGGAGCAGCUGGUUCUCAUGCAGAAGCAGCAGAUGGAGCAGAGCCAGCAGUCAGUACAGACGUUGGUGUCCAAGACUCUGGACCAGGCCAGCGCUCAGUUUGCUGCUUCUGCGCUCAUCACCACGGACCAGCUGCUGUCCUUCAAGUCCAAAGAGGAGCUGCUGCUGGGGGGCGGAGUCAACGGGAUCCUGGCAGGCGCAGGUGUCUUCAAAGGUCUGCACCUGACCGCCGCAGCAGCGCUGCAUCCGAGCAGCCAGCCCGGCGCUGCGGCGCCCGCCCUGCUCCAGCCCUCCUCCAACUCAGCGGCGCCCACGCCCGCCAACUCCACCCCCAGCGCUCACGCGGCGGCGGCGCUGGGACUCCUGGGAUGCAGCGCUGCCGGGGCCACGCCCACCACCACUCAGGUCCUCAUCGGGAACAACCUUUGUCUGAGCGUGCCGUCGGCCGCCAGCCUCUCUGGGCGCCACCUCCCCCGGACUCUGGGCGCCGUGCCACCUUCUGCCUUAAAGCUGUCCACCAACCUGCAGAUGCCCAAGGUCAGCGGGGCGUCGCCCAUGGAAAUGGGCGCCAGGGAUAACCACGACGAGGAGAAGCCGGCUCUGAACAGUUUAGCAGACAACACAGUGGCCAUGGAGGUGACGUAGCGCGGCGGCGGCACACGGGCGGGCGGCGCCGUGCAUCGUAGCAUCUGGAGCGCAGACGGACGGACGGCGAGGGCCGCCAUUCUCAUCUCUCAGUUUUUCAAGCUUUUGUUACUGUUGAAAGUGAAGUGUGGGCUGGUGACGGACGGCGAGCGCAUCCGUGUACAGUAACCACGUCUUUGUGAUCUCCCGUGUGUAAAUACGACUUGAAGACAGAAAUGUUCAUUUGUGAUGUUUUGCACUUGGAGUCAAAGGAAACAGAGUUGACUUGUGGCGAGCGUGAAGCUGUAUAGAGAAGAUUUUAUCACGUGCAUGGUGCGGAGCCUGCUGUUUGAUCUAUUUAUUGUGCUGUGUUUACAGGUUUUUCUUUGUUUUUAGCUUCCGUUUGUUUUUAUUUGUACACUGUACUUCUCGGUUCCUGUGCUGUAGUAAAUGUUCGGUAGCUACGGACUCCUGGGUAUUUUUGUAUAUCGUGAACACAAGCAGGCCCCCCCUCACCUCCACCUUCAGGAGGCGGGGGAGCUGCAGGUAGGGGGCGCUGUCACCGACGCUCCAACACCAGAAACAAACGGGGAUGAAGUCUCUUCCCAGAAGCCCCUGCUGCUUCUGAUUUAAGCACUAUUUUUGUGAGUUUUUGUUUGUUUUUUUUGUUGGAUUUUGAUAAACAUGAAUGCUGCUUUUGUAUUUGGUUCGUUUUGGUUUUUUUGAAGGGGGGGUUGUCCUUCAUUUUCAUGCAAUCGGGGUUGUCUUUGUUUUAUCCCAAAAAGAUUUUUGUAAAGAAAAGUCAGUUAUUUUUGUAUCUUUCUGUUCUUGUGGUAACUUGAUUGUAAGCUUUUCAUUCAUUCUUUGGUUCACGUGUUCAGAGGGGAUGGAGGGGGAGGAGUCACUGAACAUCUCAUCAUUCCAGGUGAAAGAUGGAAAAACGCUGAGGACAGCUCUUCUCUCUUUUCUCUCCACUCUUCUUUUUUUCCUCCUUUCUUUGGAAAAAGAAACUCCAGACGGCUGCAAGGCCAAAAACCACAAGUAUUGGGUGCCUUCCUUUGGGGAAUUACAUGUUCUCUCUUCUGUGAAGAGUUCGACACAAAGGCAGCAUUACUUAGUAGUGCUUCCUGUCUUUGUCAGAAUCUGAAUGCCCAGUCCAAUGGCAGGAUGGAUCCAUGAGGUUUACUUGUCCCACCUGGAGGCUGAAAAGACUAAAAAAAUGUGACAAACUCACUAAAAUAAGACAAUAAAGCCCAGGGCAUUAAAUGUGAA
This is a messenger RNA of Oryzias melastigma (Indian medaka), 4163 nucleotides long. Its product is annotated as enhancer of polycomb homolog 1. The record is from RefSeq and is a predicted model, not a curated record. The transcript is spliced from 15 exons. Bases 456 to 2912 code for a protein of 818 amino acids. NCBI's taxonomy places the organism in Eukaryota, Metazoa, Chordata, Actinopteri, Beloniformes, Adrianichthyidae. Gene Ontology annotation, cellular component: piccolo histone acetyltransferase complex. Gene Ontology annotation, biological process: regulation of transcription by RNA polymerase II.